AUGCUAUCACCUAACCCACUCUCUCUUCUAUGUCCACUACUUCUAUGCUUACCUCUGGCCAUCGUAUUCACCACUACCUAUUCUUCCUCUUCCUCCUCCUCCGCCGCAAACGACCAAAACAACAACACCACCAUUCCCAGCUCUCUCGUUCUCGAGAAACCAACCCCAAAUCUGAAAAGCAGUUUCUUUGGCAUGCGUAACCCCAAAAACAAAUCAAAGGAAUUGGAUGACGAUGAGGAAGCGCUGUUCCGUGCGGCUGCACAUGCUAAGCGGAAAGCGACGUGGCCUAGAAAGAUAGCGUUCAUGUUCUUAACCACCACACCUCUCUCAUUCGCACCCCUUUGGGAAUCUUACUUCAACCAAACCCCCAAAAAUCUCUUCAACAUUUACAUACACGCCGACCCCACAUUCUCUUACCACCCCCCCUUCUCCGGCGUCUUCUCCGACCGUCUCAUUCCUUCCAAACCCACCGCUAGAUUCUCCCCCACUCUCACCUCCGCGGCGCGUCGUUUGCUCGCACGCGCCCUCAUUCACGACCGUUCUAAUUCCAUUUUCGUCCUCCUCUCUUCAUCUUGCAUCCCCCUCCACUCCUUCAACUUCACCUACCGCACCCUCAGUAACUCCCACAAGAGCUUCAUUGAAAUCCUCAACAACGAGGACGGAUCCUACGACCGUUGGGCGGCGCGUGGACCCCAAACCAUGCUCCCGGAGGUGAUGCUGGAGGACUUCCGCAUUGGGUCCCAAUUCUGGGCUCUGACACGUAAGCACGCGCGGCUCGUCGUCAGUGACCGAAAGCUUUGGCCCAAAUUCAACCUCCCCUGCUUACGUUCGGAAACGUGCUACCCGGAGGAAAAUUACUUCCCCACCCUCCUCAGUAUGUGGGACCCAAAGGGAUGCGUGCAUGCCACGCUCACCCACGUCGAUUGGACAGGUCGCGACGAUGGACACCCUCGCACGUACGAGUCGUCCGAGGUGGUCCCCGAACUGAUUCAGUCAUUACGGAGGGAUAGGCCUAGAUACGGUAACGGUAACGGCGAGAACAACAGCAGACGGCGACGGCGUGAUCCGUUUUUGUUCGCGCGGAAAUUUUCCGCUGACUCUCUCCAACCGUUGAUGAGGAUUGCAGACGGCGUUAUCUUUAGGGAUUAG
This is a messenger RNA of Gastrolobium bilobum, 1149 nucleotides long. Its product is annotated as glycosyltransferase BC10-like. The coding region runs from base 1 to 1149 and encodes 382 amino acids. Gene Ontology annotation, molecular function: glycosyltransferase activity. The record is from RefSeq and is a predicted model, not a curated record. The transcript has a single exon. Lineage: Eukaryota; Viridiplantae; Streptophyta; Magnoliopsida; Fabales; Fabaceae. Gene Ontology annotation, cellular component: membrane.